AUGACGUACUGGCCGGAUGACAUCCCCCUGCUGCUGAGCGCCUUCAAGGCCGUCGGCGCUGGCGUCAUCGCGCAGCGCAACACCCUGAUGCGUGUCGCGGACACCGCGGGCCUCAUCAAGGCGCUCUCCAAGCUGCCGUCCGGCACCGAGUUUGCGCCCGAGGUGCCGCAGAUGCAGCCGACAUACUCGGGCGGGCGCCCGCCGGCGCCGGACGCAACCAAGUUCACAAUUAAGACUUGGAAUCUGGACUCCAAGCGCUGGGCUGCCUGGUCCCGCCCCGACACCGCCGUCACCGCCGUGGCGCAGUGGGUGUUCAGCAACGUGACGGUGGAGCAGACCACCUACACGGCCUGCUACCACGGCUCAGAAUUGCAGGGCAACGCCAACCCGGCCAGCGUGGCUCAGGUGGCCACGGGCCAGCAGCUGCUGGACCAGCUCAACAACGUGACCGCCAGGCACAUCCAGCUGGUGUCGUCGAUCAGCAUCGACCCGUCCACACCGGUCGGCGCGGCAACCGUCAACCGUAUUGUGGAGGUCCGCGCGUGCCAUCCUGGUGGCGGCGCAGAGGGCCUGUACACCAUAGACUGGGGCAACGCGCAGGGUGUCGUCCAGGUGGCGGGCAACCUGAUCUUCAAUGGUGACAUCAUCAUGACGGGCCUGGGCUGGCGGGGCCAGGCCGCGGGGGGCCAGGGCCUGCAGGCCGUCGUGUCAGCACUGGUACCGCUGGGCCCCCAGGGUGUGGUGGAAUUUGAGGACCUCACUCUGUCGGGCGAACUCGUUUCCUCGCUGCUCGGCGCCGACGGCGGCGCGGCCGCCGUCAAGGGGCUGCUGCGGCUGGGCCCGACGGUGCGGCUAGGGGACAUGCCGGCAAACUUCACACUGGUCGGGCCCAACGAGCUCGCGUUCAAGAACUUCUACCUGAACAAGAGCGACGGCGGCGCCGCCGGCCCCGCGUCUGGCGUCACGGGCUCCCUCUCGCGCAAGCAGCGGAGGGCGGCCACUGCGGCCGGCAGCGCCUAUGAGGACGAUGACGUGACGGUCGUCAAGGUUGGCCCCGGCGGCAAGCCCGCUCACAGCGGCAGCUCAGGCCAGGGCGGCGGCGCGCGGCGGCUGCCGUCGACGGCUUACGAGGAGCGGGUGAUGGUGUCCCGCGGCAGCGAGCCGGGCAGCGCGACCGGGCGCUCAAACCAGAGCGGGCCGUCGGCCGAGAUCCAGGCGGCUUGCAGGAACCUCGUUGCCGCGCGCCCCUCCGGCGAUGAGGACGAGAUGCAGCUCACCUCAGUCCUGGGGGAGGGCUCUUACGGCAAGGGCGUAGACAGCCCUCGUCGGUAA
Molecule: messenger RNA, 1332 nt
Organism: Monoraphidium neglectum
Lineage: Eukaryota; Viridiplantae; Chlorophyta; Chlorophyceae; Sphaeropleales; Selenastraceae
Exons: 13
Coding region: 1-1332 (443 amino acids)
Source: RefSeq, a predicted model, not a curated record